GAACAUACACACAAACAGACAGACGCGGCGGGGAUUUUGUUUUAUGAGGUAUAUUGAUUAUACAGGCAACAAUAGAAUGCGAUUCUGGACAAAUAGAAAGAAAAGCGAAUGAAUAUACAAGAUUUCUCAAUAUUACUUGCAUCGGAGUUUUAGCAAUCAUUGGCUGUCAAUCUUUCAAGCAGUAUCUAAACGCACGCUCUUAGUGUCUCUGUCAUACAAUACGUCAAAAGCAGCUGUUUUCAGCUUUCGUAACAAUCGUAAUAUUAAUCUCUAUUUUGCAAAUUAAUAAUGGUUUUAGCUCAAAACCUUAUUCAUCGUAUACUACAGAAGGUUUAUAAUAAAACAAGUAUUUCAAGUUAUUAAUCUCUAAGAAAAAAUGUCAUUGAACAUAGUUAAACAAUUACUUAAGAAGAAACUAGUAGCCUUGCAAGUUUUGCGGAUAUUUAAACAAAAACCAGACGCUUCUGAAGUUCUUACCGCGUAUUUGAUGCAGUGUAAUGAACCCCCUUGGACCUCUUACUUUGUAAAGUACAGUAGUGUAAAAGAUGACCAGUUUGGCAUGUCCAACUUCAACUGGAAAGUGGGUGAGUCCAACUACCAGAUACUGCGGACCGGCUGCUACCCAUACAUCAAGUACCACUGCUCCCGGCGCCAUGUGGAGGACCUCAGUGCUUCCGAUAAGUUUAUGAGAAUUAUCAAAGUUGCCAAUUUUGGCAUCCCAUGCCUCCUGUACGGGCUGGCAGCGACACAGCUCAUCCGCCACACUGAAAUAGUCCAUACAUCGAAGGGCCCCGUUACCAUAUACUUCCUGCUGCCAGAACACAAAGGCUCCUUUCACUAACAAGUAAUGAAUACUACAUAUUAUUGUAGAUUAAUUUAUUGUUGAUCAGUAAAAAUAUACGUAAGUUACACAUUGAA
Messenger RNA from Cydia pomonella (codling moth), 918 nucleotides. RefSeq lists its product as uncharacterized. Lineage: Eukaryota; Metazoa; Arthropoda; Insecta; Lepidoptera; Tortricidae. The transcript is spliced from 3 exons. The record is from RefSeq and is a predicted model, not a curated record. Bases 377 to 841 code for a protein of 154 amino acids.